CCGAGCCGGGAUAGCGGGGGCUAUUUGCUCCUGGGUACCCGCCACAGGUUAGCGAGUCCAGUCCGGGGCAGCGACCUUGGCGCCCCCCCCCGCCGGGAAGGGCCACCCGCCCAGCGGAGCAAGUCAGCUUGCCAAGGUGCAGCCGGGGGAAAGGGGGAGGCUGCUACCCCUCCCGAUCCGUAUCGUGUAUCCUCCUGCCGCCCGCCUCGCUCCCUGCCCAGCUGCGGGAGGGAAGCGCAGAGUUGCUGCGUGCGGUGCCGGGGAGAGAAUUACCGCCUGGCUUUCGCCUGGCAAACUGCAUCAAGCCUCGGGGAAAUACUAGCCGCCGCUCUGCGGGCUGAAUGCAAAGGAGCUGCCCAGGGAUCCGGGCUCCCUCCAGCCCCCGCGGGGCAGCAGAGGCGUUUUCGCUGGAGCCCUGGCCCCCAAAGAGAAGCCGAGUGCACCGGCUGCAUCUUCUGGAUACUUUCGGGUUUCAGCCGCUGGAAGAAACUGGGCUUUAGACAAAUCCAACCCGCUGAUGGGGGGAGUUUGACCCCGCCUGGCCCAGGAGCACAGGACGGUGCAGGCAGCUGUGCCAAGGAGCCACCCUCGAGAGGGGCAGAUCCCCUCCUCCCCCUGCGCGUGGGGUCCGCCUGCAAGGCUGGGAUGCGGUGACCCAGGUACUAAAGGAACCAGUCUGUGCCCCUGGAGCUGCAGCUCUCCUGCCUGGCUGGAGCUGGGGGCUCCCUGGCUGCAGCCUUCCUCCUGCUCAGAGGGGCUGGAAUUAGGGGGGCUGCUGCCCCCCCUCCCCUGCUUGACGUGGUUUCCAUCACAUCCAGGGUUUACAGUUUGGUUCAACAGCUCUCACUGUACGAAUGGUUCCAGCGCCCCUGCACCUGCUUCUCCUCUGAAGGGAAUGCAGCUGCUCCCCAGCCAUGCUGGGCUGCCCUGUGCCAGGUGGAGACGUCCCUGGUAGUUGGAUUUAGAGGGGACCAGGACUUCCUGCAGCGUGAGAGGGGGGCCCAGCCCUGCCUCCCCGCCCCCCUCCCAGCCCACUCAGGAUGCUGGCCGGCUGGAGAGAGCUCUCUGCAGGGAUUGGUGCCACGCUUUGCUGCCUCCUCUUCUUCUGGCUCUUGUAUUCUCAUCCGCCUAAGGAAGGGAAGGAGCUGGAGGUGGGGACGUGUGAGAUUACGGCACUGAACAGAGACCUUAGCCACCCCAGGAGGAUGAUCGCCCGGCAGACAGCACGCUGUGCCUGCAGGAGAGGCCAAGUUGCAGGCACAACAAGGGCAAAACCUGCCUGUGUGGAUGCUCAGCUCAUUGCCAGUAAGCAGUGGUGCGGGAUGGAGCCUUGUGACGAAGGAGAGCAGUGCACUUUGUUAAUAAAUCGUUCAGGCUGGAGCUGCACUAGACGACUGGGACGAAUAAAAACCGUCACAGUCUCCUGACAGCAGCAGCUGACAGCCCGAGCCUGGUGCCUCCACUCCUGGCUGCCGCAGCAGUACAAAUACCGCCGCCCUGGGGUAAGGGGCCAGCCCCUCUGUCUGCAUCCCCGUGGGUCGGUCUCCUUGCAGCAGGGCCUGGCAAGUCUCUGCUCUGCAGCCCACACACUGGACACAGAACCGCCUGGACAGAGUGUCUCGCUCUGUUGCCGGCUGGAAUGAUGCAAAACAGCUGGAAAGACGUGUUGGGUUUAUCCCUAUCUAAUGGAUUUCUGUCAUCCAGAGGGGUUUUAACUGAAAUGCAUCUUUCUGCAAAUCUUUUCAUUGUGAACAGAGGGAGCAGCCCCUUGGCACCCAGAGGGUUAAAGAGUGGGCAUAUUUGCUGCGGCUGGCUCACUAGGGAGCAGCCCAGGCUGUGAGACCCAAGGAGAGAUGGACACAGACUGACGUUUAACCACAACGGAGCUGAAGUUAGGGAUGUCUGUCCACCACCUUGAAGCAAACUCUCUUUUGUAUUUCUCCUCCCCACCCAAUCUCCAGAGAGUGAGAGGAUGCAGAGGGGAUAGCACCGGAGAGAAGGUGCUAAGGUCGUCUCAUCUCUACCCCACUGGUUCACCUUCAGCCCUUUAGAGAGUCCCCCGAGGUUGUGGGGUUGUCUGAACCAAGCCCCCACCCCACACUCAGCAGCACAGGUUCCCCACAGGCUGCUGAGUUGUUCCAUAGGGAAACACUGAUUCGAUGAGUUUCUCUUUCCUUUCCAUUUGCAACUUGUCCAUCAGCAGCUCACAAUUUCCCCAGGUUUAUUCAGCAGCUCAGAACAAAUGGCCCAAUUAUUCCUACAGAUAAAUUCUCAGCCUGUCACCCACUUGCAGUCAAUUCAUCACUGGGUGGGUGGGGAAAAAAUAAUCUUUCAAUUGAGUCAUGUUCAUUUGUUUUGAUUGGUCCCAUGGUGGUGUUUUGGGGCCUUGACUGGGCAAGCAUCGCUCUUGGGAGGAGAUUACAUGUUCCGAAUUGGGGUCCCAUGAGUGCCCUCCACCUUCCCGCUGACGUCUCUGCUAUGAAACGUUGGCUAGGAGAUUCCCAGAGGGCGGCAGGGGUUCAGUUCUUGUCGGCGGAGUAUAGUCUGGGGAGGUAUUUGCCAUGUGCAUGGGCAGGAGGGAGAGAGAGGGUGGAGUGAGGACGUGCUGAGACCCUGAGCUGCUGGGUUGUUUGCCUCACACUGGUCUGAUCCCACAGUGGAAGUAAGAGGAAGGACAGGGGAGCCGGCCAGGGUGCUGGGGAAGCACUCAGGGCUCGAUGUUGCAGCCUUGUCUAGACCAGGAUUUAGGAGGCGUUGGCUAACUUGUGUUCACGGCCUGGUGCAGACAAGGCAGAGUGCCUUUAACACACGUUGCAUGGCUCAUGUUAAAGCCUGGGUCAAGGCACCAGUGUAACACAUAUUAAAAGCACACUGCCUUGACCACACCAGGCUGUUAACACCUUCCAAAUCCUUGUCUGACAAGGCCUGAGAGGUGCUGAGUGCCUACAACCCACUCUGAAGCUAAUGGGAGCUGAAGUUGCUUGGCACCUCUCAGGAUCAGGCCUUUUCUGCUGUAUAGAGAGCACUCUAUGGUAGUCAGAACUACACAUCUGAAGAAGAGAAGGUCCAUGCCCUGAAGAGCUUAUCCUUAGAGAGGCACCUGAGCCAAAGCUGUGGGUGCAGACAUCCCCAAGCUGUGGACAAGUUUGGAUCUCAGAGCCUUGCAUGUCCUUCUCCAAGGGACCAACAGGUACAGAGCCAUCAACACACAUGAAAUACAUCUGGUCACUAGUGCAGACGGGCCCUGCAGAACAGCCGGGUCUGCAUGGGAAGAAGGAGGCCCAUAGGAAAGGUCACUUGCAAUUCAAGAGGACAGCAUGGCAGAAGGCAAAGAGCAGGCCAAGGGGCAAGACCAACAUGGAUCAAAGUUUGCAGGAGUCCUUGAGGCACUGAUUUAAACUAGGAGAGGCUUGAUCCCUGCUGCUGGGGCAUCUCUGAAUGCUAGAUAGUGGGGCAGCAUUGUCCAAGAGGGGUCUCACUCUGUGCCCCCAAUACUGAGAGUCAACAGGCAGCUGGCUGGUGAUUUACAGCAUUUUCCUAUCCUGGUUCCAAGAGUGGCUUUGUAGUUGGGGAUUGCAGGCUGGGCCAUGGGCUGGGUUCCACUUUUCAUUCCCUGCAGGUGACCUGGCCCAGUCCUCUCUCACGUGGCAUAAAGAGCUGGCUGCUGCUAAGGCGAAGAUCCCCGUCCUUAGCAAGCCCCACUCCAUCAUCUUGAAAAUAUUAACAGGGGUCCUUCUCCUCUCCCACCAUCUCAUUGCAAGUGGGACUGUGAUCCAUGGAAUUUUUUCCACUGUAAUAAGUUUCCAAAAAAAAAAAACUUGUGAUGUCAACAAUGUAAGGAAAUAAAAUUCUAACUUUAUUAAUCAAA
This is a messenger RNA of Gopherus flavomarginatus (Mexican gopher tortoise), 3868 nucleotides long. Its product is annotated as chemokine-like protein TAFA-5. The record is from RefSeq and is a predicted model, not a curated record. Lineage: Eukaryota; Metazoa; Chordata; Testudines; Testudinidae. The coding region runs from base 1041 to 1427 and encodes 128 amino acids. The transcript has 4 exons.